This is a messenger RNA of Bubalus bubalis (water buffalo), 10323 nucleotides long. It is a transcript of the gene WDFY4, whose product is annotated as WDFY family member 4. The coding region runs from base 220 to 9918 and encodes 3232 amino acids. The record is from RefSeq and is a predicted model, not a curated record. Lineage: Eukaryota; Metazoa; Chordata; Mammalia; Artiodactyla; Bovidae. The transcript has 63 exons. Gene Ontology annotation, molecular function: protein binding.
CUGGGAAGUGGGCAGAGUCAGGCAUCUGCCGACUCUCCACUUCUGCUUUCUCCAGGAAAUGAGCAGAAACCCUGUGAUUCAUAGUGAAACACAGUUAAAGACUGAAGAUUCUGAGCUGGGUCCUCUUCCCCUAAGCCUGAGGGGGAGGUAUGGGGGCGCCCAUGCCAUCUGACAUCUGCAGGCCCUGACGGAUACACUCCAGAUUUGCUUUGCUGAGGCAUGGAGGCGAAAGAUGUCUCAGAGGCUGAAGACAGAGCUGAGGAUCCAGGUUCCAAAAAUAAAAGCCAGCCUGAUGCUGCACAACCUGAUUUCCCACCAGGAGGGCAGACCCCCGGCCCCACUGCCCUCUGGGAGAUGCUGGAAAGGAAGUUUCUGGAAUACCAGCAAUUGGCUCUCAGGAGCCCGGCUGAACAACAGAAGAGCCUGUUGAAUCUUCUCCCACUGUUCCUAAAGGCCUGGGAACACUCCGUGGGGAUCAUCUGCUUUCCCAGUCUUCAAAGUCUGGCUGAAGAGGUUUCCAACCAGUUUGCCCAAGAAAUACAGAAGGCACUUGUGGGAAAGCCUGCAGAGCAAGCACGGGUAGCAGCUGGGAAGCUGCUGCAAUGGAAGGGAGAUGCGAACGUGGAUCAGGAUGGUUACCUACUCCUGAAGUCGGUGUAUGUGCUCACGGGGACAGAUUCCGAGACGCUGGGCAGAGUUGCUGAGUCUGGGCUCCCAGCCCUGCUCCUCCAGUGCCUUUACCUGUUCUUUGUUUUUCCUCUGGAAACGGAUGAGCUUUUAGAGAGUGAUGUUCAAGUUCAAAGGAUGCUUGUGCAGAUGUUGCUCAACAUUUGCGGAGAGGCUCAGAGUCUGGAGGGACUUCUCUCAGGAAAUGAACUCCAGUCUCUCAUGAUUGCCACGACAUGUCUUCGAGAGCACAGCUGCUGCUUUUGGAAGGAGCCUACCUUCUGUGUGCUGAAGACCAUCUCCAAAGCCCAGAACAUCGGCGUCAUCCAAUACCUGCAGGCCAUGGAUUGCAUCAAGAUCUCCCUUCAGAACCUCUCCAGGCUUGUUGACACCCUCCCCGCUCCUGAGGUGAGCGAGGUAGUGAACCUCGUCUUGGGCUUUGUGAAGGACUCCUAUCCCAUCUCCUCAGCUCUGUUCCUGGAGUUUGAGACCGGGGAGGGCUACCCUCUGCUGCUCAAAGUGUUACUUCGGUACGACGGACUGACCCAGAGCGAGGCUGACCCCCACCUGGAGGAGCUCCUUGGGCUGGUGGUGUGGCUGACAACCUGUGGGAGGUCAGAGCUGAAGGUGUUCGACAGCAUCACUUACCCGCAGCUUGAAGGCUUCAAGUUCCAUCAUGAGGCUUCCGGGGUGACUGUGAAGAAUCUUCAGGCCUUUCAAGUCCUGCAGAAUGUUUUCCACAAAGUCAGCGACCCUAUCCUCUGCACCAAAGUCCUGUCGUGCAUCAGGACCAUGUGGACCUGGAAUGCCCGCAACUUCUUCCUCCUGGAGUGGACCCUGCAGCCCAUCUCGCAGUUCGUGGAGAUCGUGCCCCUGAAGCCAACCCUGGUGCAGAGGCACUUCUUCCAGAUGCUGGAGGCCCUGGUGUUCGAGCUGCGUUACGUGCCCCAUGAGAUCCUGCGGAAGGUGCAGCGCCUGAUCCAGGACAGCCCGGAGUCGCUGUGUACCCUUGUGGCCCUGCAGAGCAUCCUCAGGAUUGCCGGUGGCGACCCGCUCUUCACUGACAUUUUCCGGGACUCGGGGCUCCUGGGUCUGCUGCUGGCCCAGCUGCGGAAGCACGCCAAGAUCCUGAGGAAGUCAGGAAACAAAGAGGUCAAUCCUGGAGUUCAAGAUACAGAAAGAGAACUGACUUGUGUGAUGCUGAAAACGGUGGUCACGCUUCUGAAAGGGUCAGUUAGGAAUGCAGUUGUCCUGAAAGACCACGGCAUGGUGCCCUUCAUCAAGAUCUUCCUGGAUGGUGAGUGCUACCGGGCAGCCUCGCUCAGCAUCUUGGAGCAGCUCUCAGUCAUCAAUGCCGAGGAGUACAUGAGCAUCAUUGUAGGCGCUUUGUGCUCGUCCACUCAAGGGGAAAUACAGCUGAAACUGGACCUCCUGAAGUCUCUGCUCCGGAUCCUGGAGACCCCCAAAGGCCGCGCUGCUUUCAGAGUCUCCAGUGGGUUCAACGGGCUGCUGUCCCUUCUCUCUGACCUGGAGGGCUCUCUCCAGGAGCCCCCACUGCAGACGUGGGGGGCAGUGUCCCCCAGCCAGACCCUGGACCUCGUCCUGCACACGCUCUGUGCUUUGUCUGCCGCACUGUACCUGGACCCAGUCAACGGUGACUUCUUUAGGAGGACCGGGCUCUUUGAGAAGCUGGCCGAGGACCUCUGCUUGCUGGGCUGUUUUGGGGCCCUGGAGGAAGAGGACGCCCCUCCGCCCUCCCAGGAGGACACCAAGGCCAGGCUGUUUGCUGAUCUGCUGAGUGAGGCCUUUUCCUCUGCCAGCCUGUUCCCACCCAAGAUCCAGAGCUGCCUGCAGAUCCUCAGCUUUCUGGACAGCAUGGCCCGAGGCACCCUCCACCUGCGCAGGGACCUGAAGGACGCUCCGAGGACCAGGCAGGAGCUAGCGGUGGACCCUCAGAGGGCAGAACCUGGCAGUGACCCCCAGGGAAGCUUCAAGCAGUGGCCAGACCUGGAAGAGAGGACAGAUGACAGUGAUGCUGUGAUCAUGCACCCCGGGGUCCUGUGCAUCAUGGUGAGGCUGCUGCCUCGCUUGUACCACGAAGACCACCCUCAGCUUUCCAGGGAGAUCCAGUGCUCCAUGGCCAGUCACAUCCAGUCCAUGGUGAAGUCGGAGAAGAACCGUCAGGUCAUGUGUGAGGCGGGGAUGCUCAGGACCCUCAUGACUUCUUGCCACAAGGCCCUGACCACCAGCAGCAGCCCCUUGCACUCGGGCCUCAUCAGGAUUUUUGAAAAGCUUGCUUCCCAGGCCAUCGAACCAGACGUGUUAAGACAGUUUCUAGGCCUUGGAAUUGCUUCACCUCCAUCGACUGCAACGAAAAUACUCAGUUCAUCUCACGUGCAUGGAGGGGACUCUGGAUGCCCAGGGUCACAGACAGCGAUGCCAGUGCCUGCUGAGGGUUCUGCAGUGGCCCCCGGGGAUGCCGGCCCUCACCCAGCAAGCACACAGGCCCUCAGGCCCAUGGGGCCAUCCCAGACCUCGACCACCACCCUUCAGACAGCACUGAGCCUCAUCUCCAUGACCUCCCCCCGCAACCUGCAGCCUCAGAGAGCGGCCCUGGCUCCAUCCUUCGUGGAAUUCGACAUGUCCGUGGAAGGUUACGGCUGUUUGUUUGUUCCGACUCUGGCUACGGUGAUGGGAACCAGCACUGAGUACUCAGUCUCUGGAGGGAUUGGGACAGGUGCUGCCAGGUCCUUCCCUCCACCCGGGGGCCUGACCUUCUCCUGCUGGUUCCUGAUCAGCAGGCACAGCGCAGCCACGGAGGGCCAUCCACUGCGCUUCCUGACCCUGGUGCGCCACCUGGCCAGGACCGAGCAGCCCUUCAUCUGCUUCUCUGUCAGCCUCUGCCCGGAAGACCUCUCCCUGGUUGUGUCUACAGAAGAGAAAGAGUUUCAGCCCCUGGAUGUCAUGGAACCCGAGGAUGACCCUGAGCCUUCUGCGGGACGCCAGCUUCGGGUCAGGUGUGGCCAGCUGCUGGCUUGUGGUCAGUGGCACCACCUGGCUGUGGUCGUCACCAAGGAAAUGAAAAGGAAUUGUACAGUCUUCACCUACCUGGAUGGACAGGUCAUCGGCUCAGCCAAGAUGUUGUACAUUCAGGCCUUACCAGGACCAUUCCUUUCAAUGGAUCCAUCCUCAUUUGUGGAUGUUUAUGGAUAUAUUGCUACCCCUCGAGUUUGGAAACAAAAGUCAUUACUAAUAUGGCGUCUGGGCCCCACGUACUUCUUUGAAGAAGCCAUCUCAAUGGAAACUCUGGAAGUUAUUAACAAACUUGGCCCAAGAUACUGUGGUAACUUCCAGGCUGUGCACAUCCAAGGAGAGGAUCCUGGUGUGGAAGUGACGCCCCUGGUUGCAGAGGAAAAGGUUUCUUUCGGCCUUCACAUAGCCAGCUCCUCCGUUACCAGAGUUGCAGACAUUAGAAGGACGUACAAUGAGGUGGACAGCCGUCUGAUUGCCAAAGAGAUGAACAUUUCAUCCCGUGACAGUGCCGUGCCUGUGUUCUUGCUAAGAAACUGUGCUGGUCACCUCUCGGGUUCUCUUCGAACCAUUGGAGCUGUUGCUGUGGGCCAAUUAGGGGUCAGGCUGUUCCACUCCAGCCCUGCCGCCAGCAGCCUGGACUUCAUUGGCGGGCCUGCCAUCCUCCUGGGCCUCAUUUCCUUAGCAACGGACGACCACAGCAUGUACGCGGCUGUCAAAGUCCUGCACUUGGUUCUGACCAGCAACGUCAUGUGUGACCGCCUGAUGCAGCACAUCUGUGGGUACGAGAUAAUGGCAUUUCUCCUGAGGAAAAAGACCUCUUUUCUGAACCAUCGCAUUUUUCAGCUGAUCCUGUCUAUCACUGGCACUGCAGAACUGGGCUUUGGGCCCUCCGUAAUCACCAACGUUGGUGUCUUUCAGCACAUCCUCUGCAAUUUCGAGCUCUGGAUGAAUGCAGCCGACAAUUUGGAGCUCUCUCUCUUUUCCCAUCUAGUGGAAAUCCUUCAGUCAACAAGGGAAGGACCCCGGAAUGCUGAAGUUGCUCACCAGGCACAGCUUAUUCCCAAACUCGUCUUCCUCUUCAACGAGCCAGGCCUCACCCCCUCCAAGAUGUCCACCAUCAUUGCCAUCCUGGGCUGUCAGCUGAGGGGCCACUUCAGCCUCCAGGACUUGCUUAGAAUCGCGCUGUUCGUGGUGUACACCCUCAAGCCUUCGUCGCUGGACGAGAAGCAGAUCUGUGUGGACAGAGCCCCAGACCCUUCCCUGCCCGCUGGAAGCCAAACAUCUGGAAAGACAAUCUGGCUCAGAAACCAGUUGCUGGAGAUGCUGCUCAGCGUAAUAUCUUCUUCCCAACUUCAUCUGUCCUCUGAGACAAAGGAAGAGAUGUUUCUGAACCUGGGGUCCGACUGGUUCCUGCUCUUCGUGCAGGGCCACAUGCACCCCAGCACAGUGGUGCUGGGCUUGAGGCUGCUGCUGCACUUUUUGUCAAGCCCCUCCCUCCGAGGGCGAUUUAAAGACGGCCUGCCUGCAGGCUCCUGGGUGGAACGCAGCUCCGAGGGCAUGGACAUCGUGAUGGAUAACCUGAAGAGCCAUCCUCCAACGCCUGACCAGAGCCCCUGCCUGCUUCCUGGGUUCCGGGUCUUGAGCGACUUUUUGGCCCACCAUGUUCAUAUUCCAGAAGUCUACCUCAUCGUGUCCACCUUCUUCCUCCAGACACCACUCACAGAGCUGACGGACGGGCCCAAGGACAGCCUGGACGCCAUGCUUCAGUGGCUGUUGCAUAAACACCACAGGGAAGAAGUCCUCCGGGCAGGGCUGUGCGCUGAAGGCGCCCUGCUGCUCCUAGAGAUGCUGAAAGCCACCAUGAGCCAGAUCUCAAGUCCUCUGGCUCCUAUGCAGCCCCGAGUCAUGCCCCCACAUGCUGCCUCUCAUGAAGCAUGUCUGCAGCCCUCGACAGGUUCUGGAGACAGUGCCUGGGAGCGGACGUUCCCGGCCAGUAUUCUGCAGUUCCUUGGCCUCGUGCACAGCACCUACCCCCAGGAUCCAGCCUGGCGGGCCCCGGAGUUCCUCCAGACCUUGGCCGCAGUCACCUUCCCCCUGGGAACCCAGAAGGGGGCCGUGACUGAGUCUGCCCAGAGCACCAGCAGCCCUGAGGCCGAGGCUGAAGGUGGCUACGCUGCGGAGGGUCUACAGGCUCCUGCCGAGUCACAUCCCACCCGGAAGCAGCUGAAGGAGUUCAUGCAGCUACUCUUGAGGGAGUUCUUGCUUGGGGCUCCAAACCCCAAGCAGUGGGUGCCCCUGGAGGUGCUCUUGGAGGCUUCUCCAGACAAUGCCACCACUCAACAGAAGCGGGACUUUCAGUCUGAGGUCUUGCUUUCCACCAUGGAACUAUUUCACGUGAUGAGUGGAGGUGGAGGUCAUGCAUCGAUGCUGAGAGGCAGUAGAGAGCCUCAGCCGGAUGCAGAAGCUGCUGCUGCUCCUUCCCUUGCCAACAUCUCCCAUUUCAUCCAGAAGCUGGUGGAGAAGCUGUACAGUGGAAUGUUCUCGGCAGACCCCAGACACAUCCUUCUCUUCAUCACGGAGCACAUCAUGGUGGUCAUCGAGAACGCCUCUUCUCAGAAGGACAGUGCCAUCAGCGCGCUGUACAGCAGUCUAAAUAAAGUCAUCCUUUACAGCCUCUCCAAGCCCCACCAGUCCCUGUCCGAAUGCCUCAGCCUCCUCAGCACCCUGGGCUUUCUUCAGGAGCACUGGGACAUUCUAUUUGCCACCUAUAAUUCCAAUGCCAGCUUCCUCAUGUGUCUCAUGCAUUGUCUGCUGCUGCUCAGUGCAAGAAGUUAUCCAGAAGGAUUUGGAUUGGAACCCAAGCCUAGAAUAACUCCUUAUCAUCAAGUCUUCCUUUCUCCAAAUGAAGAAGUGAGAGAAAAAAGAGGGGAAGAAUUCCCAAGCUUGAGCGAUGUUCAGCACAAUAUCCAGAAGACUGUACGGAUUCUCUGGCAGCAGCUCGUGGCACAGAGGCGGCAGGAACUGGAGGAUACCUUCAAAAUCGAUCUGUCUGUGAAACCUGGAGAGAGUGAAGUGAAGAUUGAGGAGAUCACCCCACUCUGGGAAGAGACAAUGCUCAAGGCCUGGCAGCAUUACCUAGCAUCUGAAAAGAAGUCACUGGCCAGUCGCUCAAACGUUGGACACCACAGCAAAGUUUCUUCAUGGAGUGGCAGCUUGUCCUCAGCCAUGAGGCUGAUGCCUGGGCGGCAGACCAAGGACCCUGAGUGCAAAGCAGAGGACUUUGUGUCAUGUAUUGAGAACUACAGACGAAGAGGACAAGAACUAUAUGCGUCUCUAUACAAAGAUCAUGUACAGAGACGGAGAUGUGGCAACAUCAAGGCGGCCAGUGCGUGGACCAGAAUCCAGGAGCAGCUUUUUGGGGAGUUGGGCUUAUGGCAUCAGAUGGCAGAAGCCACACCCUGCUCCCUGUGGGAAUUGGAUUGGAGAGAAGGACCGGCUCGUAUGCGGAAGCGCAUCAGACGCUUAUCUCCACUGGAGGCCCCGAAUCAAGAAAGGCUCAAGGAAAGCCAAGACAGAAACGGCAAUGUUUCUCAAAUAAACACUGAACACCAAGAUGAGCUGACACCGAAGGAAGGUGAGAGCGAGAGAGACGAGGUGGUGGACUGCACCCAGCUGACCUUCUUCCCCGCCUUGCAUGAAAGCCUGCACUCCGAAGAUUUCUUAGAACUAUGUCAGGAAAGACAAGUCAUCUUACAAGAGCUUCUUGAUCAUGAAAAGGUGACGCAGAAGUACUCCCUGGUCAUCGUGCAGGGCCACCUGGUCUGCGAAGGGCUCCUGCUCUUCGGCCAGCAGCACUUCUACAUCUGUGAGAACUUCACGCUCUCUCCCGUGGGUGAUGUCUACUGCACCCGCCACUGCUUAUCCAACAUUAGCGACCCAUUCAUCUUCAACAUGUGCAGCAAAGACAGGUCCUCUGACCAUUACUCGUGCCAGCGCCACAGCUACGGCGACCUCAGAGAGCUCCGGCAGGCCCGCUUCCUCCUGCAGGACAUUGCCCUGGAGGUCUUUUUCCAAAAUGGAUAUUCCAAGUUUCUUGUCUUCCACAACAGUGAUCGGAGUAAGGUAUUCAAAAGCUUCUGCUCUUUCCAACCCAGCUUGAAAGGAAAAGGCUUCACGGAGGACACGCUCAAUCUAAGAGGAAAGCAGUUGUCUUCAGAGUCAAGGCCUGGAGUCAAGGUGUGGAAAAGGAGGUACCCCAGCUCCGACAGGACCAUGCUGCAGAAGUGGCAGAAAAGAGACAUCAGCAACUUUGAGUACCUCAUGUACCUCAACACCCUGGCUGGGAGGACCUACAAUGACUACAUGCAGUACCCGGUGUUCCCCUGGGUCCUGGCCGACUACACCUCACAGACACUGAACCUGAUGAAUCCCAAGACUUUCCGCGAUCUUUCUAAGCCCAUGGGAGCUCAGACCAAGGAAAGGAAGCUGAAAUUCAUCCAGAGGUUUAAAGAGGUUGAGAAGACUGAAGGAGACAUGACCGUCCAGUGCCACUUCUGCACCCACUACUCCUCGGCCAUCAUUGUCGCCUCCUACCUGGUCCGGAUGCCACCCUUCACCCAGGCCUUCUGCUCUCUGCAGGGUGGAAGCUUCGAUGUGGCAGAUAGAAUGUUCCACAGUGUGAAGAAUGCGUGGGAAUCAGCCUCCAGAGAGAACAUGAGUGAUGUCAGAGAGCUGACCCCAGAGUUCUUCUACCUGCCUGAGUUCCUGACCAAUUGCAACGCCCUGGAGUUUGGCUGCAUGCAGGACGGAACAGCACUGGGCGAUGUUCAGCUCCCUCCCUGGGCUGAUGGAGACCCCCGGAAAUUCAUCAGCCUGCACAGACAAGCUUUGGAAAGUGAUUUUGUCAGUGCCAACCUGCACCACUGGAUAGACCUCAUUUUUGGGUACAAGCAGCAGGGCUCAGCCGCAGUGGAGGCUGUUAACACCUUCCAUCCCUACUUCUAUGGUGACAAAGUGGACCUCAGCAGCAUCAGCGACCCUCUGAUCAGAAGCACCAUCCUGGGGUUCGUCAGCAACUUUGGACAGGUGCCCAAACAGCUCUUUACUAAACCCCAUCCGGCCAGGACUGCCGCAGGGAAGCCUUCCCCAGGGAAGGACGUCUCCACGCCUGCCAGCCUGCCCGGGCACCCGCAGCCCUUCUUGUACAGCCUGCAGUCGCUGAGGCCCUCCCAGGUCACAGUCAAAGAUAUGUACCUCUUCUCUCUAGGCUCAGAAUCCCCCAAAGGAGCCAUCGGCCACAUCGUUCCUACGGAGAAAACCAUCCUGGCCGUGGAGACAAACAAGAUGCUGCUGCCUCCACACUGGAGCAGGACCUUCAGCUGGGGCUUUGACGACUUCAGCUGCUGCCUGGGCAACUACGGCUCGGACAAGAUCUUAGUGACGUUCGAGAACUUGGCCGCCUGGGGCCGCUGUCUCUGUGCCGCGUGCCCGUCCCCCACGACCAUCGUCACCGCCGGGACCAGCGCCGUGGUGUGUGUUUGGGAGCUCAGCAUGACCAAAGGCCGCGCCACAGGCCUGCGCCUCAAGCAGGCCUUGUACGGACACACGCAGGCUGUCACAUGCCUGGCAGCAUCAGUCACCUUCAGCCUCCUGGUGAGUGGCUCGCAAGACUGCACGUGCAUCCUGUGGGACCUGGACCACCUCACCCAUGUAGCCCGCCUGCCUGCCCACAGGGACGGCGUAUCUGCUGUUGCCAUCAGCGACAUCUCGGGCACCAUCGUCUCCUGUGCGGGAGCCCACUUGUCCCUGUGGGAUGUCAACGGACAGCCAUUGGCCAGCAUUACCACGGCCUGGGGCCCAGAAGGAGCCAUCACCUGCUGCUACGUGGUGGAGGGGCCAGCGUGGGACACAAGCCAUGUCAUCAUCACUGGCAGUCGGGAUGGCAUGGUCCGGAUCUGGAAGACUGAAGAUGUGAAGAUGUCCGUUCCCGGGCAGGCAGCGCCAGAGGAGCCAUGGGCUCCAUCAUCUCCAAGCCCCAGAGUUCACCGGUGGGAGAAGAAUCUUGCCCUUUGCAGAGAGCUGGACGUCAGCGUGGCUUUGACAGGGAAGCCCAGCAAGGCCAGCUCUGCCGUGACAGCCCUGGCCGUGUCCAGAAACCAGACCAAACUCCUGGUCGGCGAUGAGAAGGGAAGAAUAUUCUGCUGGUCCGCAGAGGGGUAGGAGACAGGAGCCAGUGGAGGCUCUGGCAUGGCAGCCAUGUGCCCCAACAGGCAGCAGGACCAAGUGGAGGGCUCAGACGCAGUGCCUGGGACGCAAAAGAAGCCCCCAAGGCCUCCCUUCCAACAGGUCCCCAAAGAGGAGGCCACAGGCCGCUGGAGCUCCAUACCCUGAACUUUGGCCUCGGAUUACACAGGAUACGCAUCAAUAAAACAGAUACACAUGUGCAUCGGGGCCCAUAAGCAGCAUGCUGGAAACUGGCUCAGGGGUGCCAACCAGCACUCACAGUUACACACGACUCACCUUUCAAAGGGCUUAUUGCACUGAGAAAACAUUGGGUGGCUUACUGGAAACUAACGGGGAAUAUGGGAUUGUUAUUUUAUUAAAACAACUAUUUUCCAGAUACAA